This is a messenger RNA of Trichoplusia ni (cabbage looper), 585 nucleotides long. It is a transcript of the gene ND-B17.2, whose product is annotated as probable NADH dehydrogenase [ubiquinone] 1 alpha subcomplex subunit 12. NCBI's taxonomy places the organism in Eukaryota, Metazoa, Arthropoda, Insecta, Lepidoptera, Noctuidae. Gene Ontology annotation, biological process: mitochondrial respiratory chain complex I assembly; response to oxidative stress. The coding region runs from base 80 to 511 and encodes 143 amino acids. Gene Ontology annotation, cellular component: membrane. The record is from RefSeq and is a predicted model, not a curated record. The transcript is spliced from 4 exons.
CUGAUCUGUCAAAAAUUGGCACUGUCAAAGUUGUCAAUAUUUUCUACGAAAGGUGAACGAGAAAUAAAUUCUCGUAAAAAUGUCGCUAGCGAAGUAUUUAGCACUCGACAAAGUCGCAACAUUCUUCAACAUCAUCCGCCAAAAUGGUGGAAUUAGAGCUUCUUUGUUUAAACUCUACAGACAAGAUGAAUUGAAAGACGGAGUCUUAGUUGGUGAAGACAAAUAUGGCAACAAGUACUUUGAGAACCCUCGCUACUUCUACGGCAGGAACCGCUGGGUGGAGUACUCCCCGGACUACCACAUGAACUAUGAUGGAAGCCAGGUUUCAGCAGAAUGGUUCGGCUGGCUCCACUACAAGACCGACUUGCCGCCACAACAGGACCCCGGCAGACCUAAAUACCCUUGGAUGGCGGAGUUCACGGAGAACCUGUCGGGAACCACCGGCCAGUACACGCCCUACAGCACCACCAGGCCCAAGGUGGAGGCCUGGGAACCCAAGGCCAAGGCCUAAGCACGGAUACCGGAUAAAGUCAUAUUUAUCAUUUAGUUGUAAGUAGAGGAAUAAAUAAAUCAUGUUGCGCUGUU